Messenger RNA from Hyposmocoma kahamanoa, 619 nucleotides. RefSeq lists its product as uncharacterized. The record is from RefSeq and is a predicted model, not a curated record. Lineage: Eukaryota; Metazoa; Arthropoda; Insecta; Lepidoptera; Cosmopterigidae. The coding region runs from base 78 to 383 and encodes 101 amino acids. The transcript has 3 exons.
AAACACAAACUGACGAUUUGUAUUAAAACUUUUUGCUAUACUAAACUGUAACUUGCACAAAAUAACAAAAACAGAAAAUGUGGAUGAAAUCAAUAGUGUACUGUGCAAUUGUGAGCGUGGCUUUGGGUGCAUUAGCGCGGGGACCUUUGUAUGCUAAACCAGAUAAAUUUCAUGACCAAGAAGGUUGUUACAUUCCGGAAAUGGAUGCCAUGAUUCCCUUAAAUCAGUUGACUCCUUCCACGCACCAAUGUAUGGGAUUUCGCUGUGGAAAAGCCUUUCUUAUAUACGAGUCAUGUACAGUAGUGGAAACUGGUCCCCCGGGUAGGAUCGUCCAGGAUAGAAGUAAGCCCUACCCAGAUUGUUGCCCCAAGGUCGUCGUUUAGGAUAAUAAAGAUCAUUGUCUACCUGUUUAUUUGUAAAAUAUACGGUCUGUUUUUGUGUAAUGUCAGCUUUCCACUUUUGAAGUACACAGUAAAAAUCUUUUACUAUAAAAUAUAUGUAAGGGCAUUUUAUUUAACGUCAGCAUGUGUAGUUGACUUCAACUUGGAAACGGAAUAUCCUCAUAGUAAUUGUUUUUUCAUUUAUUUUUAUUUAUUUAUUUAUAUUCAGGUUACAUAAG